This is a messenger RNA of Girardinichthys multiradiatus, 4818 nucleotides long. It is a transcript of the gene pard6a, whose product is annotated as par-6 family cell polarity regulator alpha. The record is from RefSeq and is a predicted model, not a curated record. Gene Ontology annotation, cellular component: apical plasma membrane; cell cortex; nucleus. The coding region runs from base 642 to 1904 and encodes 420 amino acids. Gene Ontology annotation, molecular function: protein kinase C binding. Gene Ontology annotation, biological process: establishment or maintenance of cell polarity; centrosome cycle; regulation of cellular localization. The transcript has 6 exons. Lineage: Eukaryota; Metazoa; Chordata; Actinopteri; Cyprinodontiformes; Goodeidae.
AAUGAACAAAUGUCACCAGGUUAGAGUGAGAAUGACAAGUGCAGGUGAGCUAUAAUUGUGACAUAGUUGUAGAGCUCCACAUUGUCUUCACUUGGGUGGUGGUGGAGAGGGUUGCGAUUUUUUAUAAUUAGAACACCAAAAAACAUAGGCUAACAUUAGCAAUGAUGUGUGUAGUAAUGCAGCCAGCACUGCAGCUGACAUUUAUGGGAUAGUAGGGCUGGCUGGUAUUUUGUUAUUACCCUGAUACCAUGUCCCUCCCCCUCUGCUGCCUCCUUCUGUCUGGCCUUGGGUGGGGGUUGGAGGUAUGGGGCAACUGGCGACUCGCGUCCCCUACCGGAUCCACUAGACUCCACCUGUCAGGAUGGCUGCUCUCUUUUCUUUUGCAUACGCGUGCACGUUGGUGUGUGCGUGUGUGUGGUUAGAGAAUAACACUGGCGUGUGCUGACUCAGGACGAAGAGCAAUGCAGCAGCUAACCGCAGCUGAUUUCUGCUUCUCUUUUUAACCUGGACCAACAGGAAUACGAAACACGACCUUGCAGGUGAAAGGACCGUUUUGGCUCUCGGACUCCACUCUAUGCUCUGCUUUCAUUUUUUCUACUCACAGGCAGACAGGAAGAAACAAAUAUCCCCAAGUCCAGUAGAUGUUUUUAUCCGCAGUGCCUCAGUCGAGCGGAGAACCAAGAAGCAGGAUGUCAAGACAGCCACAACAGCAGCACCAGACGCCCAUAAAACACAUUGAUAACACGGUGGAGGUCAAGAGCAAAUUUGAGGCAGAGUACCGUCGUUUUGGUCUGAAGAAGAAUGGCUUUGGUGGCUUCCAAGAGUUCUGCCACCUCCUCCAAAACAUCCAUCACAUCCAUGGGGUUGAUGUGUUUCUGGAAUAUGCUGAUAUCCAUGGAGAUCUCCUUCCAAUCAACAAUGAUGAAAACUUCCACAAAGCUGUCUCUUCAGCAAAUCCAAUACUGCGAAUUAUUAUAACCAAAAAAGAGGGUGAUUCUAACAUUUACACCACCAACUCUCUCCAGAGACGCAGAAAAGGACUGGGUUUAACAGGACUGCGCCCAGCAGGUUCUGGCUCUAUUCACUCAAAGAGCAAAUCAGGCCUCAUGAUUGGCCCGCCACAGGACUUCAGACAGAUCUCAUCCAUUAUUGAUGUAGACAUUUUACCUGAGACACAUAGGCGUGUACGACUUCACAAGUAUGGCUCCAAAAAACCUUUGGGCUUCUACAUCCGGGACGGGGUGAGCGUGCGGGUGACAGCACAGGGUGUAGAGAAGGUUCCAGGGGUCUUCAUAUCUCGUUUGGUGAGGGGUGGGCUCGCAGAGAGCACAGGAUUACUAGCUGUUAAUGAUGAAAUCCUCGAAGUCAAUGGCAUCGAUGUAGCAGGAAAAUCUUUAGAUCAGGUCACAGACAUGAUGGUGGCUAACAGUCACAACUUGAUUGUGACUGUGAAACCAGCUAACCAGAGGAACAACGUUUUACCUCGUGGGAGUAAAAACUCAAUGGGUCACUCUGGUUCUGUGGGCUCUGGUGGAUCCAUAGGCUCUGCUCUGUCACAUGACUCCACAAGUCCUGCCUCUCAGAGCAACCCUAUUACUGCAAGCAGCAGCGUCGCAGAGGGAGACAGUUAUGAGGAAGAUGACGAUGGUGAUGUCAUUCUGGAGAAUGACUGCCUGCCAGCCUAUAAAGCCCAUCCAAUCACUAACAACAACACUCUAAACAAGGACUCACCUUGUAAAGGGCAACAGAGCUCGAUCCCACAGAGUGUCUCAAUGCCAAACAGCCUCGCCACAUCCCUGAGUCACAGCUCCACCAUGAUGUCCCAUCACAACGAGGGCUCCACCCACUCAUUUGGCAGCAGCCAGGAGAGCAUGAAAGAAGAUGGCAACGUGAUAACUCUGUGACACAUGUAACCAUGAGAAUAACAUCUGACUGUGGAACAUUAAAGACAGGAUGUAAAAAUAAUAGCUGAUAAGAGAUUCAGUGGCACCUUUUUUUUCAAAGGUUCUCCCUUCAGAACACAGACAUUGUUGACAACAGACAUUGUUCUGGGCCUCUGCCAUAGUGGGCUUUCGGGAGAGCAUGUAUCAAAAUGACAGGCUACAUGGACCUGGAGAUCUCUGUGAAGUUUAAUUAUCCGAGUCUGUAAGCAAAGAGUAAUUAUGAAUUCUUUUAUUAUACUUAAGAAACUUUAUGGAAAUUAUUUUAAAGAUAUUUUCAACUGCUGAUUAUGAACUAAGAACAGAAAAACUGUAAACAAAAAACUCUUUUACCACUUUGAAUGUGACCUUAAGGGGAGUCAGCAACCUUUGUAAGACUUGCUGUUUUUAUAAUUUUUAUGUUAACUCAGAUCCGGACAAAUCAAAGUUAUUUUCUUAGGCUGUACAACUCGGUGUUUAUAAUUUUAUGUCCUGUCAUUUUAUCCUAUUGUUUUUUUUUUUUUAAUGCUUAAAACAUUACCACAGAACACAUAAAGAAAGGGGCCAGUUCUGCUGUAUUAAUGUUUGAACAACAGUCUGUCAUUCAGUCAGUCUGCAUAUAUUAUUGACCCAAUUACCUGAAUGAAUUGUUUUUAAAGCAGGUUUCCUUGUAGAGGUUCUAAGUAGUCAGUAUCUGACUUGCAUGUGUUAACUCUUUUAACAGCCUCAGUCACAAGAUUCAGCAGUGAAUAUGAGAUUGGUUUAAAAUAGAGCUGGCGUUGCUUUAAUAAUCUAUUCAUCAUUUGUUAUAUUAGUCUAAAAAUUUUAAUUAUACAUUUUUCUCUAAAAAAACAUGCGUUAUAUGAAUAUGAUUAAAGUGCCACUUCCUGAUUAUGCAUUUACAAAUAAAAGAGGGAGUAGAUAGAAUGUCAGAUAUUAGGAGACGGAACUGAAAAAUAACUAAAUUAGGCAUCAGAAUAUGUUUCCACUAAACCAGAUAUUUAUUUAUGAAAAGCUUAACUUUCAAAUGACAAAUAACUUUGUAUGAUGUAGAAGUCUUUCUGGUUUAAAUUUGGCUAUCUACUCAACUUAAUAUGAUUUAGUUGGCUGUUUAAAGUCUACGCCGCCACAGAGUUGUUCAGGGAAUAUGUGUAUUAACAUUAAACAUAGAAAAAAACAACAGACAGACAACCCGGCUAACUUUAAAGAGCAAUUAGCUGUUUCAAAACGUAACGUGGCGAUUUAGUUGCUAUAAUAACCCAAAAAAGCUUUAGUGUCCGAACUGCCAUUAAUUGUUGCCUAGCUUUAGGUAUUUCCAUCAUUUAGACCACCACUUUAGGAGCCGUGUUUCUUUUGAAACUGUUAUUGACCACUGACCGGAACCAGCUGACAUACACAGAAGGAACACAUGCACACACACACGGCUGCAGACUGCAGUCAAGAGACUAUUGGCACACACAGUCAUAUAAAAGAAAAGACUUCUGAUUUUUUUUAUAUUAAGAACAUAACAGAUUCAUGAAAAUUAAUUUUGUUUAAACAGGAAUGUUGACAGAUAUUAUAUUAGAUAUCGUCAGUUAAGUCGUGCAGACCUAGAUUAAAGGUUUAUCUAAUAGUAGAAUUAAUCUUAAUGACAUUUUUCAGUUUAGAAUUGUUUUAACGAAACUAAAUUUGUGUGAGCCUCAACAUGACUAAAAUAGAUAUGUAUAAAUCUGUUUUAUAUAGAUAAACCUUUUUUACCAAAGAAGUUUCCGUUCUUAACCAGGCUUGAGCCAGUUCCUUACUGGAUCUGUAAAUGACCCUGUUUUCUUUUUCAGCACUAGCGUACCACGUCAGCGCCCCAUCAUUAUGUCCUUAUAAACUUCUCAUUCAUUUAUUGUUUCAUACUCCCACUAAUGACUGCUUUUGUGAAGGAUCAUAGUGCAUGCAGACAAUGUAAGCACACAACUAUUAUGUAUGCCAGGAGCCCUGCAAACAGAUCUUCUAAUAAUAGUACCUUAAGUGUUUUAAACCACAGGCAGUGACUGAAGGCUUCACAAUCCUUUUCAGGUGACCUUACAUUCGGUGCAACAGUUGCAAAAUACAACUUUUAGAGCAUGUAUUAUUAACACCACCUGAAAAAAUUACCAACCACAUUAAAGAAUUUAGUUGAAACUAAUGUGUAUGGAUUCAGGAGUAAAUAAUCAGCUGUGAGCGGGCGACUGAGCUACUUAAACUGUAUGACGGGUGGUUUUAUAAGAACCUGCAGAUAUUCAGACAUUCAGCUUUUGUCAUUCUGAUGGUAAUUCAACAUUUUAUUAUCAUUGAAGCCAUGUCUUUACAUUGUAUAUUAACAAUUAAUAACUAAAUCAAACUGUGCAGUUUCAAACAUGGAACUAACAACGUUUUAAUUGGCUGCAUUUCUCCUUGAGUCUGCCCCUUGCUUAUCUCCGUUUUUCAAUGCUAGAGCUGGAGGUUUUCUCUGUGGACACACAAAGAACUGGUGCUUAGUAAGCUCUAGCACGAGUUAAGCAAUGGAGCUUGUUUCAUUGAAAAGGCCCCUUAGAGAGUUACCUAAUGUGAGUAAGAUGUUGACGGCCCAUAACCUCUCAAAAAAAAUUAAAAACAUCUGAAUCUUCCCCUUGAAUAAAAAUCCACUCAGCAUCACAUAAUCAAUUUGUCUUAUUAUGUCACGUUUGGUUUCUCUUGCAGGUUUCCAUCUAACUUGUGAAAUCAGAGGAGCUGUCCCACAAUAUUUGAUCGUUUGACAUACAGCUAAAUUGUACAAAGGCAUGUGAACUUUGUUCCUCUGAGCCUUGCGUGAUGCCUGUUUGCCUAAAGUACAACUAGUGUUUGCUGUUUUACUGUUUUCAUACAUUAUUCAGAAAUAAAAUUCAAUCCAGAAUACAACUAUAGAAAUGCA